AUGUACAAUGUUUUGUUCAGUUCAAUUGAGCGUGACGUUGACGUUGGUAUAAAUCAUUUCUCGUUCCAUCUGCAGAAGGGCCAACCCUUUGGUGGGAUCAAGGGCAUUGUGAGUGGGUCUCGGGAAGUUGAUCUAAUUCAUUUCAUCAGCGAGGGGAGUUUGCGUUACGGGUACUGGAUUACACCGGGUUUGAAGUACUAUUGUGUGUACAACUCAGACGCAGAACUGUAUGAGAUUCAUAUUGAUAGCAACGGCGCUGGUUAUGAAGAGAAACUGAGGAGGUAUGAGUCCCAGUCUAUGUUGGUGCAAUACCCUCGACUUGACGAGAACGACACUUGGUAUUCAUUAACAAGUGAAAUAAGGUGGUAUAAUGUGAGCAAGCUCUUCUCGUUGACCACAGAUGAUAAGAUAGCGUAUAUGGACUCUUCGAUGACCACCAUUGAAGAGGCCAAGAUACUGCAAGAUCGUUUGCAACAAACAGUUGGCCACUCUGGUCAUGACAACAAGGCUCUUAGGUAUGCAUAUAUCAAUUUCAAAUCCCGUGAGGCCAUACGAGACACACAUAAGAUGGAGGAUUUCUACGAUAAAAGCCAUUAUUUAUUCGAUGUUGUAUUACCGCAACAGUUCCGAGACUCCAUGUCUGCGUACAUGGGUGAAUUACAGAUGAGCUUCAUUAACGCUAUGUUCUUCGCAAGCUACGGUUCCAGCAUGCAAUGGCACAACUUAUUACAAUUGCUGUGCGACAGCAACAGGUUUGAACAGUACAAGAGACUAGACGAAGUGGUCUCGGUACAGAUCAACAAUAUACCUGAGGAAUACUUCGACACACUGAUCAACCGCGAGUGCUGGACUAAGUUGCUGAAAGCACACCACAGCCAGUUGCCCAACACAUACAACAGCAUGCAAACCCGGUUCCCAGAACUCAUACCUGCCACUGCUGGCCACAACGACUACGACUGCGACUCCGACCCAGGCACAGGCCCAGUCCCAGACCCGAUGCUCGGCUCAGACUCAGAGAUCGAGAUGAAUGCCACCUCAGAUGAAGAGGACACACCCACAGUGGUCUCACAGGUACACCACAGACACAUCUAA
Molecule: messenger RNA, 1092 nt
Organism: Nakaseomyces glabratus
Lineage: Eukaryota; Fungi; Ascomycota; Saccharomycetes; Saccharomycetales; Saccharomycetaceae
Gene: AAR2
Product: U5 snRNP complex subunit AAR2
Biological process (GO): spliceosomal tri-snRNP complex assembly
Source: RefSeq, a predicted model, not a curated record